Pyricularia grisea is the source of this 996-nucleotide messenger RNA. RefSeq lists its product as uncharacterized. Gene Ontology annotation, biological process: protein modification process. Gene Ontology annotation, molecular function: protein-L-isoaspartate (D-aspartate) O-methyltransferase activity. Gene Ontology annotation, cellular component: cytoplasm. NCBI's taxonomy places the organism in Eukaryota, Fungi, Ascomycota, Sordariomycetes, Magnaporthales, Pyriculariaceae. The transcript is spliced from 2 exons. The record is from RefSeq and is a predicted model, not a curated record. The coding region runs from base 1 to 675 and encodes 224 amino acids.
AUGUGGAGGAACAAGCUCAUCACGACCGAGGCCGUCGACCGUGGACACUACUCUCGGCAGAUGCCGUAUGAGGACUCGCCGCAGCCCAUCGGGUACGGCGCCACAAUCUCGGCGCCGCACAUGCACGCCAUGGCGGUCGAGAGCCUGCUCGACUACAUCCAGCCGCGGCCUGGCAACCCGGCGCCGCGCGUGUUGGACAUUGGGUCCGGGUCCGGCUACCUCACGCACGUGAUCGCGGAGCUGGUCGGUCCCAAGGGGACCGUGGUGGGCGUAGAGCACAUACCCGCACUGCGGGACCUCGCCGAGCAGAACACGAGCAAGUCUGACGAGGGCAAGGGGUUGCUUGCGUCAGGACGUCUCAAGUACCGCGUCGGCGACGGGCGCAAGGGCUGGGUCGAGCCGGAUGAGGACUUGCGCCAGGAGGAGAUGGAGACGGUCGCCGGCAGGGGGAAAGGGUGGGAUGCUAUACACGUCGGAGCGAGCGCCGUUGAGCUGCACGAGGAGCUGAUCAACCAGCUCCGGGCGCCCGGGAGGAUGUUUAUCCCGGUUGACGACUCGCCCGGGUCAGAGAGGCAGCACAUAUGGGCGGUGGAUAAGGACGAGCAGGGGAAUGUGAAACGGCAGAGGCUGAUUGCGGUGCGUUACGUGCCGCUGAGGGAUGCACCGGGUCAGUGAUGGUUUGGCAUGAUUCGUUGAUUUGGUAUAUUUUUGGGAGGCACUGCAGUUGAAUCGACUGGACUGUGUUGACUGCUAGAGUUGAUACAUAUGCUUGCCCCUUGAACGAUUGCCACGUUCCCAACGAGACCUGUUCUGUUUUUGUACAGCCUAUCGUCCUUGUGUCGCAGCGAUUGCCAAGCAUCAAUGAGAGGAUGAUGAACUCAGUACUUGCAGCACACAAAGUUGUUCCCACCAGGGCAGACAGGGUCUUUUUGUGAAGAGAUUUGAGACAUCCUAGUCAGUAACGGGCAGAAAAGAGUACGUAUGCUAGCAACCAUA